Messenger RNA from Gryllus bimaculatus (two-spotted cricket), 2016 nucleotides. The record is from the annotation of a GenBank genome assembly. Lineage: Eukaryota; Metazoa; Arthropoda; Insecta; Orthoptera; Gryllidae.
AUGGCUAUUGCUUUAGAUAGCAAGUUUCCUGGACCUUUGAGGAUGAUGGCGGCGGAGCAGGCGCGCAGCGAGGCCGAGGGGGACGUGCUGCCGUGGACGGUGGCCGAGUUCUACCGCGGGCAGAGCGUGCUGCUGACGGGCGGCUCGGGCUUCGUGGGGCGCGUGCUGCUGGAGAAGCUGCUGUUCUACUGCCCCGACAUCGACACCGUCUACGUGCUGCUGCGCCCCCGCAAGGGGCUCUCGGUGCAGGAGCGCCUGCACAAGCUGCUCGACGUCCCGCUGUACCCGGCGGCGGGCGACUGGCGCUCCAUCCUGGCGCUGGUGGAGGCGCAGGGCCAGAACGACCCGGUGGCCCUGCGCGCGCUUACCACCAAGAUUCUGGGUCCAUACUGCAACACAUACACAUUCACAAAGAACCUGGCGGAGCACAUCGUGGACCACUACUCGGACCGCCUGCCCGUGGGCAUCUUGCGGCCGUCAGUGGGUAGGCUGGGGCCGCCGCUCGUGUACCAGAGCGCGCAGGCGGGGAUGCAGCGUAUCACCCAGGGCCGCCUCAUCGACAUCGCGUACGAAGCCGGCGCCGAGCUUCCCUUCUCGGACACCCUGUAUCACCCAUGCGGCCGCAUGACCAGCAACUACCUGCUCUUCCUCGUGCAGUUCUUCUUGUUCCAUCUGGUCCCAGCGGUGGUAGGCGACGCUCUGCUCUCCGCCACCGGCCGCAAACCCAUGUUGAUUCGCCUGCAGCGCCGAAUCUACUCGGCCAUGACGAAGCUUUCGUUUUUCCUCCUGCAAAACUGGGACUUCGCGAACAACCGCUUCCUGGAUAUGGAGAAACGGCUUAGACCAGAGGACCGCGAGGGAUUCUCCUACCAUUUGGAGAACCUCAUACCUGAGGCCUUCUUCAAGGACGCGCUGCGUGGCACGCGCCGCUUCCUCAUGAAGGAACUCGACAUCAAUCUGCCACAAGCCAUUCGUGCUUAUAAGAGCGUGCGCUUCGACGACCCGCUCAUCACGGCCGUGCGCACCAACGUGUGCGCCACGCGCGACCUGCUGGAGCUCGCCACGCGCAUGACUAAGCUCAAGGAGAAGUUGUACCCGGCGGCAGGCGACUGGCGCUCCAUCCUGGCGCUGGUGGAGGCGCAGGGCCAGAGCGACCCGGUGGCCCUGCGCGCGCUUACCACCAAGAUUCUGGGUCCAUACUGCAACACGUACACAUUCACAAAGAACCUGGCGGAGCACGUCGUGGACCACUACUCGGACCGCCUGCCCGUGGGCAUCUUGCGGCCGUCAGUGGUGGUAGCUACUGCCUGUGACCCGUUGCCCGGUUGGAUCGACAACUUCAACGGCCCCAUGGGUUUGAUGGUGGGCAUUGUGAAGGGCGUGGUGCACACCAGCUACACCGACCCCGACUGCUACAUCGACUACAUUCCCUGCGAUAUCGUCGUCAAGGGAAUUGUCUUGUGCAGCUGCGAGGUCGCCAGGAAGGGGCUGGGGCCGCCGCUCGUGUACCACGCCGCGCAGGGGGACGUGCAUCGCAUCACCCAGGCUCGCGCCCUCGACUACGAGUACGAAGCCGGCGCCGAGCUGCCCUUCUCGGACACUCUGUACCACCCGUGCGGCCGCAUGACCAGCAACUACCUGCGCUUCCUCGUGCAGUUCUUCUUCUUCCAUCUGGUGCCAGCGGUGAUCGGCGACGCUCUGCUCUCCGCCACUCGCCGCAAACCCAUGUUGAUCCGCCUGCAGCGCCGAAUAUACGUGGCCAACAACGCCCUUUCAUUUUUCUCCCUGCAAAAUUGGAACUUCGCGAACAACCGCUUCCUGGAUAUGGAGAAGCGGCUGAGACCAGAGGACCGAGAGGGAUUCUGCUACCAAUUGGAGAACAUCAUACCUGAGGCCUUCUUCAGGGAAGCGAUGCGCGGCAUGCGCCGCUACCUCAUGAAGGAACCCGACAGCAAUCUCCCGCAAGCCAUUCGCGCUUACAAGAGAAUAACUUAUAUUUUCAGAAUAAAAUAUUGA